Messenger RNA from Talaromyces proteolyticus, 7726 nucleotides. RefSeq names its product kinase subdomain-containing protein. The transcript has 12 exons. Gene Ontology annotation, biological process: secondary metabolite biosynthetic process; fatty acid biosynthetic process. The record is from RefSeq and is a predicted model, not a curated record. Gene Ontology annotation, molecular function: oxidoreductase activity; 3-oxoacyl-[acyl-carrier-protein] synthase activity; fatty acid synthase activity. Bases 1 to 7362 code for a protein of 2453 amino acids. Lineage: Eukaryota; Fungi; Ascomycota; Eurotiomycetes; Eurotiales; Trichocomaceae.
AUGCAGGACGAUGCCUGUCCACCUAUUGCAAUUGUGGGCAUGGCGUUGAGAUUGCCUGGUGGCAUUAAUACGCCUGAUGGACUAUGGAAGUUUUUGAUGGAAAAGAAGAAUGGAGUUUGUGAAGUCCCUGGCAGCCGGUACACUGUUGAUUCAUUCUACAGUGAGGUCCAGCCUAACCGUUUAAAGACGCGUCAUGGUUACUACCUCCAGCAGCACCCUGGCUAUUUUGAUGCAGAUUUCUUCUCGAUCAAUGCUGGUGAGGCAGAACGCAUGGAUCCACAACAGCGUCAGUUACUGGAAGUUGUGUGGGAGUGUCUGGAAAACGCAGGAGAAACGAACUGGCGCGGUAAGAAUAUUGGCUGCUACAUUGGAGUUUAUGGGGAGGAUUGGUUGGAUCUGGCUAGCAAAGACCCUCAGCAUACGGAUCGGUAUCACGCCCUUGGGACAGGCCAGUUUGCACUGGCAAAUCGAGUGUCAUUUGAAUAUGACUUUCAAGGACCGAGCAUGACCUUACAUACGGCAUGCUCAUCAUCCAUGGUUGGCUUACACGAGGCUUGCCAGGCCCUUUACGCUGGCGACUGCUCCUCAGCCAUUGUUGCGGGUACUAAUCUUCUGUUUGCGCCAACCAUGUCAGCAACUCUGUCAGAGAGCAUGGUCUUGUCACCAACCGGGAUGUGCAGGACGUUUGAUGCAAAUGCGGAUGGAUAUGGGCGGGCAGAGGCAAUUAAUGCGCUUUAUAUCAAACCUCUGUAUGAUGCGCUCCGGGACAAUGACCCUAUCAGAGCCGUGAUACGUGCAACAUCAACCAACUGCGACGGGAGAACGCCCAGCAUUACUACCCCUGGCUCUCACUCGCAAGAGGCUCUUAUCCGUAGAGCGUAUGAAAAGGCUGGAAUCGAUAAUAUCACAGAGACCGGGUUCUUCGAGUGCCAUGGAACCGGCACAGUCUCUGGUGAUACAGUAGAAGCAUUAGUAGUUGCGAAGAUAUUUGAAGGAAAAGGGGUUGUGAUGGGAGCUGUCAAACCCAACGUAGGACACAGCGAAGGUGCAUCUGGAAUUACAAGUGUUAUCAAGGCUGUCCUAGCCCUGGAGCACGAGAUAAUUCCCCCAAAUGUGUUUUUUGAGUGUCCGAAUCCCAAAAUCCCGUUUACUGUGGCCAAACUGGAAGUACCAGUGGAACCCUUGGUCUGGCCAAAAGAUCGGAGGCAGAGAGCAAGUGUGAACUGCUUUGGCAUUGGAGGUACAAAUGCGCAUAUAAUUCUUGAGUCUGUUUCCUCAUUCUGUAGAGAUUUCAGGGGCUUGAUGAAUCCUGGCUCGUGCACUACCUCUCUCCUGCUUGUCGUCUCUGCCAAGAACAAGGAUAGCCUGAGGAAACAAAUUGAGGCAGUAACAGAUUAUGCAAACCAAAAUUCUACCAUUCUCCACAAUCUGGCCUAUACACUCGGUGUACGACGAGAGCAUCUUUUGCACCGUGCCUUUGUGGUAGCUCAACCUGGUCAAUCCAUCCAUGUGUCAGCAUUCCAAAAAGGCCAAGAUAAACCUCAUAAUCUGACCAUGGUGUUUACUGGUCAAGGUGCGCAAUGGCCAGGAAUGGGAAAGGGCUUGAUUGACUCCUUUCCAGAAGUCAAUCAUGAUAUUCAGAUGCUCGACCAGGAACUCCAGAACUUGGAUGAUGGGCCAAGAUGGUCUCUACGAGAGGAACUAGUCAAGACAGACUCUGACAGUCGAGUUGAUGAAACAGAGUUCUCCCAGCCACUCUGCACUGCUCUCCAGAUUGUAUUGGUCAAUGUUCUUCGUCGAUGGGGACUCAUGUCUUCAGUGUCGUCUGUGGUCGGUCAUUCUAGCGGCGAGAUUGCUGCUGCGUACGCAGCUGGAGCUAUCACGGCACGAUCCGCUAUUAUUAUAGCAUACUAUCGCGGCCUGGUGGCCAAGCAAAAAGAAGGACAAGGUGCAAUGGCGGCAGUCGGUUUAAGUCGUGAACAGUUGACGUCUUUCCUCAAUGAUGACAACGGGGCAGUGAUUGCGUGCGAGAAUAGUCCUCAUAAUGUGACCUUUUCGGGAGACAGGGAGGAAGUGUAUCGUAUUAUGGACAGAAUUAAAACAGAUCUACCAGAGGUGUUAUGUCGACGACUUCGAGUAUCUGUUGCGUAUCACUCGCCCCACAUGCAUGAACUGGGGAUCUGGUAUGAGAAUCGCAUUUCUCGGUUUGUUGAGACGAACCAAUCAAUGCUACCAUUUGUGUCUACUGUCACCUCAACAACAAUCACAGAUCUACAUGAACUGGGUCCAUCGUAUUGGCGACAGAACCUGGAAUCACCUGUCCUCUUUUCCACCGCGGUGCAGAGCAUUAUUGAUAGGGGACACAGCAAUCAUAUCUUCCUAGAAGUGGGAGCACAUUCUGCGCUCUCUGGCCCUUUAAAGCAGAUCUUCAGAGAGAUCAACCCAAAAUCGGACCUACUUUAUAUACCAACUCUCACUCGCAAUGACAACGACCAACGGGCCCAACUACUUCAGACUGUAGGUCUAGCCCACUGUUCAGGCGUACCAGUCAGGUUCGAGGAAGUAAAUGGCCGAGGGACGACACUGGGUAACCUCCCAUCCUACUCGUGGUAUCACAACAAAUUGUACUGGAACGAGAGUCGGCUGACCCAGGCUUGGAGAUUUCGGAAGUUUCCUCAUCAUGAACUGCUGGGAGUACGGGUGGUUGAGUCCUCUGACAUUGAGCCCUCAUGGAGGAAUCUUUUACGACUUUCGGAUAUCCAGUGGCUAAAUGAUCAUGUUCUACAGGGACGUAUUCUAUUCCCAGCAACAGCGUAUAUUGCCAUGGCCGGGGAAGCCAUUCUCCAACUGAGCCCUGAUCAAAACGACUUCUCUAUCAAGAACCUCAUCAUCAAGAACCCCUUGGUAUUGACUGAGUUCCAGACUACAGAGGUCAUCACAACACUUAAACCAGGUCAUGUGACAGACAUAGUUGACUCGGACUGGUAUUUGUUCACUAUCAUGUCCUAUGGCGAAACCGGCUGGACUAAGCAUUGCUACGGACAAGUCAGAACAGGUUACGACAGCAAGCCUGACGCGACCCAAUUAUCACGUUAUGCUCGACUACUCGAGUCUAAAAGAUUGUAUACAACUCUUAACCGUCUUGGGUUUUAUUAUGGGCCACAUUUCCAACGUUUGAGGGACAUCUCUGCUGACCCAACAGAGAAUAAGGCUUCCGGGACAAUUCUCGAUUUCGAAGAACCCACUAGCAGAUACCCCAUGCAUCCUGUGACCAUGGAUAAUGUGCUACAAAUGUUCCCUGUGGCUAUGUCUAGAGGCCUCUGUCGCUCUUUCAAGCUUGUAGUUCCAGCGACUAUCGGGAGCAUAUAUGUUCGAGGUAGCGCAUCCCGGAUGCAGGUCGAAGCCAGCAUCGCCGCCAGUAGGACAGGAAAAUGGGAAGGUCAAGCCACUGCUCUAGCAGGGGAUGAUCUUCUGUUGUUCAUGAAUAAUGUUACUGCAUUUCCUGUAGAUUGGGACGGGAACUCGGCAGAAUUCAAGCCGCCUUUAUGUUCAGAAAUCCGUUGGGCACCCGACGUUGACUUAAUCCCCUCAUCCGCCCUGCUUGCGACACCGCCGGCACCAGGCCAGUACAGUGAAGUGUUAAGAGAUGCGGGAUGCGUAAGUCUUUUAUACGUUUUAGAAACGAUUGAUCGUCUUAGUAGCAGUAAUACGUCCCUCGCGUCCUCACAUUUGGUAAAAUGGGUGAACUGGCUUGAAGCAGAAGUUUCAAGACUCAGUCAGGAGGAAGAUGUUCUGUUUCCAGAAUUGGACUCUUGGGCUAAUAUGGCUUCUGAAAAACGCCAUAAUCUGAUAGCCACAAUAUCGUCAAAAUAUGAUUGUGCCGAGCACGGCUAUAAUAUUCCGUUUGAGUGUAUGCGUCGUGUCUUUGAGGGUUGUCUCGACGUCGCAAGAGGAAAUGCAUCUGAAGAUACGAUCCUGAUAGCUCCCACAAACAUGGAAAAGUAUUAUACGUUUUUGCAGCUUCGCUGUGAUUGGAGUAAUGUUCUAUCGUGUAUAGGCAACUCCAACCCAGGUAUACGUGUGUUGGAAAUUGGAGCCGGAACAGGUAGCGCCACCAAGGCAGCAUUGGAGCAUCUAAAGUCGCCUGAGGGGGUACGACUAUUCUCCACGUACAUUUUCAGUGAUAUAUCUAAAGCUAUAUUGGAACUUGCCCAACAAAAAUUUGGUACUACUGAAAAUAUUGGGUUUAAAAGCCUGGAUAUCGCCCAAGACCCCCAAGAUCAAGGUUUCGAACCUCACAGUUUUGAUCUGAUUAUUGCGUCACAUGUUCUUCACCAAACUCCCAAUCUUGACACUUCUCUCCGGAAUAUACACCAAUUACUCAAGUCCGGUGGCCGGUUACUGCUCAACGAGUUCUCCUCACAAAUCCCUUUAUGGCUGACUAGAACUCAAGGGGGGUUAUCUGACUGGCGGCUUGUCGAAGAUGGUCGAGGUGACAAGCUAUACAUUUCGCCAGAGACAUGGCAUUGCAAAUUACGUGCUGCUGGUUUCAGUGGGAAUGAUGCGAUAGCCAAUGACGUGGAUAGUCCAUAUCAGACACACUUUACGAUGCUUAGCCGUGUUGCUCUCGAAGAUGACACUAGCAAAAUCGACAUUUUGCUGCUGACCACCAGCACUCCUGGCCCAUGGGCCCAGGCUGUCCAAUCCCAUCUGUUGGAUCAGGGAUACACAGUGAAGUGGGGAACCCUGGACGAACAGCCCCCUGCUAAUCACUGGAUAGUCUCAUUUCUAGAUUUGGAAGGGCCGUAUUUGUACAAUAUGACCGAGCAAAAGUAUACGAAACUUUGGAACUAUCUUAAGCAAGCUGACAAGAGCCGGAUGCUUUGGGUUUCAAACAUUGCUCAAUUAAUGUGCCCAGAUCCUAGGUUCGGGCUGAUAUUUGGAUUUGCCCGAACCAUUCGGCAAGAAAUAUUGCUAGAUAUCUCGAUUCUCGAAACUGACGUCUAUGACGAAUCUUCCGUACACGCGCUUUCUCAGGUUCUCAAGAAACUUCAACGAUCCCGACAAGGUUCAGAUAUUGACCUGGAAUACGAAUUCUCUUUCUAUAAAGGUUCUGUACAUACUGGCCGCUGCCACUGGAUUAAUGACCCUUUGGCCAAAAUCCCAGCACAACCAUUAACCGAAGUAUCGCUCAAACUGGAUAUUGGAUCAAUAGGCAUGAUUAAUACUCUUCGAUGGACACCAGUUGAAAACUGCCAGCUUGAGAAGGGUCAGAUCGAAAUUGAUAUGCAAUAUAUUGGGUUAAAUUUUAGGGACGUAAUGGGUGCUAUGGGCCUAUACGGAAACCCUGAGGAAUUUGGGACUGAAGGGACAGGAAUCGUUCGUCGGGUGGCAUCGGAUGUAGCGGAUUUCAAGGUUGGUGACAGAGUUCUUGUCAUAAAUCUGGGAGUGUUUCGGACUCGGUUCAUUUCGAGCUCUGAAUAUUGCCUAAAAAUUCCGGAUGGCAUUCCCCUUGCGGAGAUUGCAACCACGCCAUGUGCCUAUAUGACGUGUCUUUACUGUCUGAUUUAUCUUGCUCGUCUUCAGCCAGGGGAGUCUGUUUUAAUCCAUUCAGCCUGUGGAGGGGUUGGACUAUCUGCCAUCCGGAUCUGCCAAGUGAUAGGGGCGGAGCUAUUUGUCACGGUAGGAAGUGAGGAAAAGGUCAACUAUCUAAUUAGCAACUUUGGAAUCCCACGCAAUCGCAUCUUCAAUUCAAGAAAUUCUAGCUUCAGGGAAGAUAUCCUGUCAGCCACGAACGGAAAAGGGGUCGAUGUUGUCCUUAAUUCUCUAUCAGGUAAACUGCUUCAUGCUUCCUGGGACUGUGUUGCCUCGUUUGGUAGGAUGAUUGAACUCGGGAAACGUGACUUUGUCAGCAAUGGGCAUCUUAACAUGGCACCCUUUAUUCAAAACAGGUCCUAUUUUGGCUUUGAUCUGACACAAACCACGGAGAAUCCAAGGGUUCGUUCUAUAAUGUUCGAACUAUAUUUAUCCUGGCACGAAAAAAUUGCAACUCUCAAGCCUACCACAGUUUACAAUGCCGCAAGCGUUGUCAACGCUUUCAAAUUCAUGCAGCAAGGGACACAUAUUGGCAAAAUCCUCAUCCAAAUGCCUCAUGACCCGUCGGACCUGAUCUCUUCCACGACCAAAUCCAAUGUCAGGCUGUCCUCAAACCAUUCGUACCUUCUUGUUGGAGGUUUAGGCGGCAUAGGGCGCUCUGUAUCAACAUGGAUGGUAGAAAGUGGAAUCCGCUACUUAAUCUACUUAUCUCGGUCAGCAGGAAAAUCUGACGAUGAUCGGGCCUUUAUAAAAGAGUUGGAGGUACAGGGCUGUCAUGUGACCUGCGUAGCUGGCAGUGUUACAGAGGCAACAGACGUCGAGCGUGCCAUCUCUCUCUGCCGAGAGCCUUUGGCAGGUAUCGUUCAGAUGCCAGCAGUUCUGAAGGAUCGCGCAUUCGAAACGAUGACAUACGAUGAUUGGACAGCUUGUCUUGAACCAAAGGUAGCAGGCACCUGGAAUUUGCACAAUGCUGUACAGCGCAUGAAUAUCAAACUGGAAUUUUUUGUUGCCUUUAGUUCUGUCUCGGCAACCUGCGGGACUCCCGGACAGGUCAACUAUGCCGCUGCUAAUACGUUCCUCGACAGCUUCUCCCAAUAUCGACGACACUUGGGCCUACCAUCUGCUGUUAUAAAUCUUGGAGCAGCAGAGGACAUUGGUCUGAUGACUCAGGAUCCUAAACUUCUCAGUCGGGCUCAGGGAGCCUCAAUCCGUCUGGUCAACGAGAAUGAUCUGGUUGAAGGACUGCAGUUGGCAAUCUGCCAGUCGCGCAUGCCUAGUUCAUUCAACAGCAUGGCCUCCAACUCUUGCGUCAUUGGCCUGGGGAACACGAAACCGUUGUCUGCACCUGGUGUCCGGCCGCUCUGGGGUCACGAUGCUAGGUUCAUGCUGUAUUCCAACCUAACAUCCCGAGAUACAGUGCAAACGCAAACAUCAAGCCAUGAGACCCGGAGGUUUCUACGUCGCGUAAGAGAGAAUCCGGCCAUGCUAGAGAGUCACGAUGUAGAGAGGAUGAUUCUCCAUGAGUUAUGGAAACAGAUAGCAAGGACACCCGAGAUCCAAGAUAAGGCGGAGGAGGAAAUUUCCAGCGUAGUGGUCGACUCUCUUGCGGCUAUUGAGAUCAGGGCCUGGCUCCGUCAAAAUAUUGAACUGGAACUAAACAUGGUCGAGAUGAGUAAGGUUGGAACCAUAGGGACAUUGGCGCGAGCCUGCGUCGAACAUCUGAAGAUUCAGUACGGAGUGAACGUGCCAGAGGAGGUUCAGAGUUGACGAUGAUAACUUGAUGUCGGGCCUGGCUUUUGUGGGAAUUUUCUUUCAGGUCAGUAUUGAGUAGGGUUAUAUUUUGGUUUCUUGUAAGUUUUAUUGCUUCGAACGUAUAUUCGUGGCUGUUAUAUACAGAUAAAUUGCUGGUGCACCUUAUAGGCAGCUAUGUGACCGUCUGUGUUAAAAUUCAACAACAUAACUAUACAACAUAUAUUCAAUUAUGGAUUCAAGAUAUAUCGAGUUACAACAGAGUUGUAUUCAGGCUAUAAAUUAUUGGUUACUGUUCAGUACCGCAUCUGGUCGUGUCCGAUGACUGAUCUACCAAUGCGCAGCUAGUCACUUUGUGAUGGGUCACCCACUGGGACUCUAC